GAGGAAUCUUCUAUACGUUUUGAAAGUAUACUUCUUUUCUUCUUCAUCAAAGCAUCUAAGAUCGAAAUUAAUGCAUAAUCUGCUGUACUGAGGAGAGAGCAUACUUCUGAGAGGUCGAGCCGGCGGGGAAGAACCUCUCCAACGUUGUCCAUCUUGAUUAAAAUUGAAAGGGGGAAACAUUCCACAGAGAUGGAUGAAGAGGAAGGUCGGAAUCUGCUCGUUCCUGUAGAUGACGCGGAGGACUGUGAACGCGCUCUGCAUUGGUGCUUGGACAACGUACACAGGAAAGGAGACACUGUCCACCUAUUGCACGUCGUUCCCCAUGCACAUAACUCAUCGUUCUCACACCUGGACGAGCACCAAGACGAGUUGCUGGCGGAGCAGGCACGCGGGUUCAUAGAGGAACGCUUCCUUCGCUCCCUGGAAGCCUCUAGGGUGCCAUACCAUGUGUGCAUCGUGCGGGGAGAGACGGACACCGAUAGUGUGGGGCAGCUGAUAUGCCAGAAGGCCGACGAGCUGCAUGCCUCUCUUGUGGCGAUGUCAGCGCACAACAAGGGCCGCCUCGUGCGCUUCAUUGUGGGCUCGACCACCCGCUACUGCAUCCGCCACUCGCACGUCACAGUCCUGGUCAUGCAGAACAACUGAGUGAGUGCACCGUUGAACAGCACCACUGGGAUUGGCAAAAUCACAGGGAUUCAACAAUCAGAGAGCUGGUUGAGAGGCUCAUGUCCUAAAGGAGCUUGUUCGAAUCAAGCAGGCAAGCUCAGGGGGCCUGGUCAUGCAGAAAAACUGAGCGUGCGCUCUGGUGAGCAGCUGUGGCAGCAAUGAAGUGGAGGCAAAAACAGCAGCAUGAACAGCAGAAAUCGUCAGCGUUUGAACAAUUGGCAGUCCUAGCGGGAUCUUGGGACCACGCAGAAUGAGAAGCCAUUUUGCUUGGAGAGCCACGGUAUUCAUGGGUCAGGCGACAACAGAAAAUAGCCAAGACAUCAACCUUUGGAGGGCUGGUUGAAAAUCUGAUGCCCAGAAAGAGCAAGGAGGCAAGCUCAGGGGGUCAUAGUCAUGCAGUAAAUUUGAGUGUUUACAACGGUGAAUAGCCCUCAGCAGCAUAUGCUCACUGAUUCGGCAGGAUUUGCUAGGAAAGUUUCCUGCCAAUGUCAAGUACAGUGACUCAACAUUUCCCCAAUGGUGAUCAAAUUAAUCCCAAAGGUCUGUAGCAGAGGCUUAUUUGCAUUGGCAAACUCAGCAGCCGACUUCUACUGCAUCAAUAAUCUUGCCGCAUGAUCACACUGCCCAAGUCACUGGACAGUCCCUGUCAUCUAUUUGUAAACAGUAAUAAUAUAGAGUACCGUGACUGCUGCAGACAAAUGAACAAUCACACAAUCCCGCUCUAGGUUGUACAGAUCUUUUUCUCCACGGAUUUGCAUCCCCAAGGGACCAGGGCAAAUACAGUCAGCAGUUCUUGGUGAGACAAGCGCUCUCAGGCUCCAUGCAGAGCACUGACAAGGAUGCUUUCCCAAUUGUCGACUCUUGCAAUCAAAUCCCAAAAUGAAAGCUAGUGAUAAUAAGCAAUGCCAGCACCUGGAAGCUGCGCAGCUCAUGCAAUCUGAUUUCCUAUACAGAAGCAGCAGCAAAAAUACAGCAGUGCUAGCUCCUAAGGAUGCGCAGCUCAAACCAUCUGAUCACUGAUGCAGAGGAUGUCAAUUUCCAGAUUUCAACCUCAUGCCCAGAUAUAAAGCCAGCUGAGCUCCCUAGUGACAUUCCCAACCCUGCUCAGAAGGAGCAGCAACAAACACCAAGUUCUCCCUC
Molecule: messenger RNA, 1806 nt
Organism: Coccomyxa subellipsoidea C-169
Lineage: Eukaryota; Viridiplantae; Chlorophyta; Trebouxiophyceae; Coccomyxaceae
Product: adenine nucleotide alpha hydrolases-like protein
Exons: 5
Coding region: 190-645 (151 amino acids)
Source: RefSeq, a predicted model, not a curated record